This is a messenger RNA of Chelmon rostratus (copperband butterflyfish), 1521 nucleotides long. RefSeq names its product cytosolic iron-sulfur assembly component 1 (gene ciao1). The record is from RefSeq and is a predicted model, not a curated record. Gene Ontology annotation, cellular component: cytosolic [4Fe-4S] assembly targeting complex. Gene Ontology annotation, molecular function: protein binding. The transcript has 7 exons. NCBI's taxonomy places the organism in Eukaryota, Metazoa, Chordata, Actinopteri, Chaetodontiformes, Chaetodontidae. The coding region runs from base 285 to 1280 and encodes 331 amino acids. Gene Ontology annotation, biological process: iron-sulfur cluster assembly.
CCUGAUAGACCAAGAUGGCCACAUUUCCGAUGUGGUUGUGUUUGUGAACUUUUGCACUUUGUUCUUUGUUGCAAAUACAUUAAUUUUCUUUAAUUCCUGCUCUAGCGGACACAUUACUGUAGUUUAGGGCAGUAUUACUGUUUGCUUGUGCGGGUCGCUUCGGUGCAUCGUGGUGUUUGUUUACUGAUUCAUCUCGCGUCAGUUAACCGUCGGCGCUAACGUUAACGGACAGAGACCCGGGACCGACGGCGGCUCACAGACUUCCACAUUUUACCAAAUCAGAUAUGAAGGAGGCUCUGUCACUGGUUCAGAGACUGAGCGCACACCCGGACUCCCGGUGCUGGUUCGUCAGCUGGAGCCCGUCCGGGACGCUGCUGGCCUCAUGCGGGGGCGACAAGGCCGUCCGGAUAUGGGGACGAGAAGGUGACUCUUGGAUUUGUAAGACUGUGCUCCAGGACGGACACCAGCGCACUGUGAGGAAAGUGGCCUGGUCUCCCUGUGGGAAUUAUUUGGCCUCUGCCAGCUUUGAUGCGACCACGUGCAUCUGGAAAAAGAAGAAUGAUGAUUUUGAGAGUUUGACUGUGUUGGAAGGGCAUGAAAAUGAGGUGAAAUGUGUGGCGUGGGCGCCUUCAGGGAAUCUCCUGGCAACAUGUAGCCGAGACAAGAGUGUGUGGGUCUGGGAAGUGGAUGAAGAAGACGAGUAUGAGUGUGUUACCGUCGUAAACUCUCACACACAAGAUGUCAAGCAUGUUGUGUGGCACCCGACCCAGGAGCUCCUGGCUUCAGCAAGCUACGACAACAACAUUUGUAUUUACAAGGAAGAGGACGAUGACUGGGAGUGCCGGGCCACCUUGAAAGGCCACACAUCCACAGUCUGGGCUUUGUCUUUUGACGCAGCUGGACGGAGGCUGGCCUCCUGCAGCGACGACCGCACCGUGAAGAUUUGGAAGGAGUAUCCAAAUGAAAGUGGACAGGCUGACUUGUCAUGGAAGUGUGUUUGCACUCUGUCUGGAUACCACGGACGAACAGUGUACGAUGUCGCCUGGUGUCAGCUGACUGGUGCCCUGGCUACUGCCUGCGGUGACGAUGCAGUGCGAGUCUUUAAGGAGGACGAGACUGCCGAUCCAGACCAGCCUGUCUUCUCGCUGGCGGCUCAGGUGACCAAAGCUCACACGCAGGACGUUAACUGCGUCGCCUGGAACCCAAAGGAGGCAGGACUCCUGGCUUCCUGCAGCGAUGACGGGGAUAUCACCAUCUGGAGGUUCCAGGAGGAAGACUGAACCAAGAUCAACAGCUCUGAUCUCUCACUGGGAACUGUGGUCCCCACAGGCAGCAUUCUUCAUCCAGCUUGAUAUUAGUGCAUUAACACGUCACUCGUCAGCUUUCAUGAGUGUAAACUGAAAAUGCUUCGGUGCAUCUUAUCCUUUGUGAGUCUACAUAUUUCUUUAUAACAGCUCAAUUAAGAAUUUUAUGUUUAUAUAAAUAAAUCUAAAAAUAAUUUAUAAGCAAUUAUGUGACUUC